AUGGAUCCAGACUUUUUAAAUGCAUUUAUACAGCCUCCUGAACUUCAUGAAUUCCUAGCUGAGAAUGUCAUCGCUCAAGGCGAGAAGAAAUUCAUAAAACCAACCUCAAGCAAAAAUCCCAAACUGGAAGAAUUAAAACUGUUUUUGGUUGACUGGAUUAACACAACUCUGAAAGAGGAGCACAUAGUAGUUAAAAGUCUGGAAGAAGAUCUGUAUGAUGGACUUGUACUUCAUCAUCUUUUGGAAAACCUAGGAUCUCUCAAACUGGAUGUUGACAAGAUCGCGUUAACAGAAAAAAAGCAGCGACAAAAACUCUCUGUGAUUCUGGAAGCUGUGGCUAAGUGUUUGCAACUAGGAGCAAGCCAGCUGAAGUGGAGUGUGGAAUCUAUCUUGACAAAGGACUUACUGAGCACAUUGCAUCUUCUGGUUGCAAUAGCAAAACACUUUGAACCCAACCUGCCCAUACCUUCAGGUGUUCAAGUGGAAACAAUCACCAUCGAGAACACCUCCAGAGGAUUAAAGACAGCAAAUGCGGUGGAAUACAUCACAGAAAACAAAGAGAAUUUAGAAGCUCAGUCAAAGGAUGAUGCCUUUGAUGAAUUAUUUAGCCAUGCUCCAGAUAAACUGGAUGCUGUAAAAAAGGUAUUUUUGCAGUUCGUCAACCAGCAUGUUGGAAAAUUAGGAUUAAAUCUGACAGACAUCGAAUCUCAGUUUUCAGAUGGUGUUAUCUUACUUCUGUUAAUCGGACAACUGGAGGGUUACUUUUUGAAUUUAAGGGAUUUCUUCCUGACUCCAGCCAGCACUGCAGAGAUGCUUCACAAUGUUAACCUUGCAUUGGACUUGCUGGCGGAUGGAGGUCUUCUGGACUUCUCUGUGAACUCUGAAGAUAUUGUGAAUGGAGAUCUGAAGUCUACAAUGCGGAUUCUCUAUUGCUUGUAUUCCAAAUAUAAGACCAAAGAAACAUGA
Messenger RNA from Indicator indicator, 966 nucleotides. It is a transcript of the gene PARVG, whose product is annotated as parvin gamma. NCBI's taxonomy places the organism in Eukaryota, Metazoa, Chordata, Aves, Piciformes, Indicatoridae. Gene Ontology annotation, molecular function: actin binding. The record is from RefSeq and is a predicted model, not a curated record. Gene Ontology annotation, biological process: establishment or maintenance of cell polarity; actin cytoskeleton organization; substrate adhesion-dependent cell spreading. Gene Ontology annotation, cellular component: focal adhesion; cytoplasm; actin cytoskeleton. The transcript has 12 exons. The coding region runs from base 1 to 966 and encodes 321 amino acids.